Pochonia chlamydosporia 170 is the source of this 2121-nucleotide messenger RNA. RefSeq lists its product as hypothetical. Bases 1 to 2121 code for a protein of 706 amino acids. The record is from RefSeq and is a predicted model, not a curated record. NCBI's taxonomy places the organism in Eukaryota, Fungi, Ascomycota, Sordariomycetes, Hypocreales, Clavicipitaceae. The transcript is spliced from 2 exons.
AUGCCAUGGAAGCCUGCUGCUACUGCUGGCAAUGGCCACAGACCUCGAGUUUCAUCUAAAUCCAUCCGGGGCCAGAUCUCCAGCCCAAUUCCUAUACCUGAUCCGAUGGAUGAGGAAUUCCACAUGCGGGAACAGGCUGCGAUGGUGACGGGUGGUGGCGACGGCACCUCAAAUGAACCCGUCUUGGUCUUUCAAGAUGCCGCGAGCAGUAACCAGAGUCAGCAAAUGACUCGAUUUACAACCGGCUCUUCUAGCAAUAUGGAUCCGUUAAUUCAACACCAACAGUCCGAUGCUUUGGUGUCAAUCCCACCACCAGAUUCCAUCGUGACGCAGUCUUCGGGCACAAGACCUCACCAGUACACCCAUCCGUCAAACCAGGAAAACGACCGCAGAAACAGCACAGCCGGCAAGCCGCAACGCAAAAAGUCGACUCUUAAGUCAGCCUUCAGCAAGCUAUUUGGGAGGAAGAAGAAAGUCGAUGCCAAGGACAAGGGCCGCUUGGCUGGCCAGAAGGCCUCUGAGGCCACCAGCCAUUCACCUAGUAAACAACAUAGAAGCGACCCAACAUGGGAACGGUCAAACCAGAAGAGUGUCGAACCCAACCGCUCCUUCUCAAUGCCCAUUACCGAGUACGACCGCGCUCUACGGUCCCAUUCGAUUGGUCCAGAUGAUGUCUUGGCUAUUCAGAGCGCCCGUAACUCCAUGAAUACUGAUGUGAGGCUGUCUGGCAAACAUUCUGCACCGUAUGAACCUGCAACACACCCGGCUAGCCCUAGAUGGGCUGGAGGUUCAAAGCUCGCAGGACUCUCCCCCCGACCUGCCAGUUCUCAAGACCGCGGAACUCGGAUGGCUGGGCUCAGUGACGAUCCUAGUGAGAUUGGCCGUGCAGUCUCCAGUGAUGCCCGUGGCCUGAAGCGACGAUCGAGGAGUUUGUCCGUCAUGCCCAGCCUUGAACUUGCCUCUCAGGGUGUUGUUCGUCGUCGCAGUGCCGAAAUACGAUACUGGAGAGAAAGUUAUGUCGCACCAUUCAUGUCGCCUACAUCGACUACGGCAAACGACGAAAUCGAGGAUCUGCUUUCGGGUGAAGUUGAGGAAGAAGAAGAAGAAGAAGAAGAGUUGACCCCGUCCGCUCAGGACAGGGCCGCAACACCUGACGAGACUAUCCCAGUAGAUCCAGUAGAGCCGAGGGCUGAGACGCCAACGGACACUGCCAAAACGACUGAUCCCUCGGUGUCUGUUGAACGUGUUAGCUUGGACAGCAGAGUUAGUAGCCUUGAAACACGCAUGAGUCGAUUGGAGGGCAUCGUUCUCCAACUUGGACAGAGUAUUCCCGCACUACGCCAGCCGUCAAACACGCAGACUCGUUCGCCUGGAGGAGGACCACGACAAGUGCAGCUGCAGACUCCCGAACACAUCAUACACUCGAUGCAAUUACAGCCAGGCGAUUUUGGUCUUCAAGAUGAGCCACGGCAAAGUACGAGUCGACCGUCCACCCGGCAUUCUGAUGCAUCGAAGAUGACAUUUGGUGAUAUCAAUGAAGCAACUCCUCGGGCAACAAUUUUGUCACCUGCAGACGGGGAGACUCGGCCAGCCUUUUUGUCAGCACCACCACAAGGUAUAGAUGUGACACCAAAAGGUCGCCACGGAUCCGUCACGUUUGAACAUUAUACAAACUUGAUGGCCCUCCUCGAAACGGAGCGCUCAGCGAGGGAGGCAUUGGAAGCCCAGGUGAGAAGUCUGGGUCGGCAGAUUCAGUUGAUGAGCAAAAGUAUGGCCUACACCAACACAGAAAGCGAAUCCCCGUCAAUAGAUAGGUCGCUGGGCGAAGUAUCUGUUUUUGAUCAUGAUGACGAUGACGAAGGACGCCGGCGCCUAACAGCCACUAGGUUUGAGUAUAACACGCUAGGCUUGGAGGACUCCGGAAUCGCCACGGACAAUCGAUCCGAGGAUGAGUACACGGAAUCGUUUGUUACACCGGUUGAGAUGGGCAAGAGCGAUUUCGACAUGUACGGGAACGAGAAUGACCCGAUGCUGUCUAGUGGCAGGAAGUUGUCUCUGUCACAUAUAACCAUGAGACAGCCUUUGACAGCCAUGCAACAAGGUGUUACCAAGGCUGUGUAG